Messenger RNA from Eupeodes corollae, 980 nucleotides. Its product is annotated as juvenile hormone acid O-methyltransferase-like. The record is from RefSeq and is a predicted model, not a curated record. Bases 91 to 909 code for a protein of 272 amino acids. The transcript is spliced from 3 exons. NCBI's taxonomy places the organism in Eukaryota, Metazoa, Arthropoda, Insecta, Diptera, Syrphidae.
UUAAAUAAAUUAGGUAAAAUACUCGAACUUUGGUGAACAAUAAACCAGAAGAUUUUCGGACAGCCAAACAGAAGGUUCAAUAAUUGAAAUAUGCUUAGGCUCAGAGCUAAACCUUACGAGCAGACUAACCAUGUCCAACGUUACGAUGCCCAUCAAAUCAUGAAAGAGUUUUCGAGGAUUUUUCGUUGGCGUUUGGACGGCAAGGACUCCUUAUUGGAUGUUGGCACUGGUAGCGGUGAUGUUCUAAUGGAUAUCCUCCGUCCGAGCUUACCGAGGAAUUUCAGGAAAAUAGUGGGUUCAGAUUUUUCGGCGGAAAUGAUAGAACAUUGCAAUGCAGUUCAUAAAUCUCGGCAUGUGGAUAAGGUGGAUUUUAAAAUUCUUGACAUUGAAACCGAGAGAUUACCAAAGGAGUUUAUCAAUGAAUUUGACCAUGUCACAUCGUUUUACUGUCUUCAUUGGAUUAAAAAUCAACGUCAAGCCAUGGGAAAUAUCUAUGAGAUGCUUCACAAUGAAGGCGAUUGUCUUUUGGUCUUCUUGGAGUGGCAUGAAUUUUUUGACAUUUACGAAAUUCUUUCGAACACUCCCAAAUGGGCACCUCAUAUGAAGGAUAUGAAAUGUUAUACUUCGAAAUUAUUUCGCAGCAAUAAAGCAGAAUUUAGACGAAUACUCAAAGAUGUCGGAUUUGCUGACUGUAGUGUUGUAAUUCGUGACAGAUCAUAUGCCUAUGAAGGUUUGGACGCUUUAAGAGAAUUUUGUAGAGCAGUAAAUCCUUAUAUUGAUCGUAUACCAUUAAAACUACAUGAAGAGUUUCUGGAUGAUAUAAUUGAUCAUAUAAUUGAACUGAAUUUACAUGAUGGCAUCAGAUUUAUAAUUCGCUACAGAUUAUUUGUUAUUUAUGCACGAAAGUAAUUUUUUUGGUACAGUGGUUUUUCAAGUGUUUUAUUCUUAUAAUUUACAAACAUCAGUCAGUGAUUAGUUGA